AAUAGUUCACCAAUAGGAUUGAUCAAUCCCAUAAGACGUACAUACGCCAAUUCUUGAGCCAAGGUCAAGUGAUGCUUACGUCACCUGCAGACCUCGACGGCUUGUUUACCAUUUACGCUGUGCGGUAUUGCUUGUGUUUUUGUUAAUUCGAAAAGGUCGUACAAGUGAUUGAAGAGUUGGAAAUUCGUUUUUCACUUAGUUCUACGUUUUAAAAACUAUUAUUUGUGUGUAUUAUAUAUGUGGAGAAUAGUGAACAAAGACAAUAUUAUUGUUUAAGGCAAAAUAAUCUUGUGAGACUUUCAAGGGUAGGUAAAAAUGUUUUGUUAUAUUAAAGCUGGAUUUAAAUAGCAAAAUAAAAAUUAAAAUCCAAGUCAGUUACUGGCUGAAAGAAAACCAGCUGAGCAGAAAUGACAAUUUAAUUGGCUUAUUUAAAUUUCUAUUCUUUAUACACUACAAUAAAAAAUUAAAAAAAUGGGCGAAUCAUAACAGCGUUUUUGGUCGGUUGGUUUGCAUUUGUCCAGCAACUAAUCUAGAUUUUUAUUUUACUUUUUUUUGCUAAAUGAAACUUUGUUUGUUUGAUUUUAGUGCAUGUAGUAUAUGUCCAAAAAUCAAAAUGCCUGGUACACGUUGUGCUGUGUAUGGUUGUGGUAAUACCUAUAAAACAAGGCAGCAAGAACAUGAAUAUUUUAUAUUUCAUCGGUUUCCCAAAGCUAAAGAUCUUGUUUCCCAAACUAUGAGAAAAGAAUGGAUAUUACGAUGCAAACGGGAAGAUAAAUUUAACCCUGAUACUAGCUACAUCUGCUCAGUUCAUUUCACAGAAAAGGAUUAUGAAAGAGACUUACAGAAUGAAUUAUUAGGUUUACCACUACGAAAAAUAUUGAAAAAAACCGCUGUUCCUACUUUGGGAUUGUAUUCAAAAAAAUCAACAAGUGAAGCUAGUAGUUCAAGCAUCAGUUCCAGAGAAGAAAGACUGGCCAAACGAAAUGCAAAGGAGGAAGUGAACAAACUUUUAAAAGUAGCCACGUGGGAUUAUGGAAACAGUUAA
Diorhabda sublineata is the source of this 1045-nucleotide messenger RNA. RefSeq names its product THAP domain-containing protein 3-like. The record is from RefSeq and is a predicted model, not a curated record. Bases 560 to 1045 code for a protein of 161 amino acids. The transcript has 2 exons. Lineage: Eukaryota; Metazoa; Arthropoda; Insecta; Coleoptera; Chrysomelidae.